GCCGGGAUGGAGCAGAAGCAAGGCGAAUCUGACGCGGACUAUGAGACACGGAUGAUGGCUAUGAUGGCCGAAAGCAAGCAGCGGGCAGAAGCAGCAUUAGCUGCACGAAAGAAGGAGGCAGAGGCAGAGAGGCUGCGUCUUCUGGCAGAAGAACAACGGCAGAAGCAUGCAGCAGCAGCAGCUAAGGCCGCAGAUCAAGAACGUGUACGGCGGCGAGAGAUUCUAUUCAAGGAGGAAAGUGCGGUACACACGCAGGCCAAGGAUUGGCAGAAGGAGGUCGAGAAUGGGGAAUCCACUGACUAUGGGAACAAGCGAUCUCAACUGCUCAACCGCCUCUUGGACCUUCUCGCUACGUGCAUUGCACAGCAGGAGGACAUUCACUCUCUUGAUCACACCAACCAAGCGCUACAGCAGUCAGUGGAUCGGCUGACCAAGCGCAUACAUCAGCUGGAGCAGCGACCCGUCGCCUCCUCCAGCGUCGGCCCCUCCGACCUCGCCGAUCGUGUAAACGUCUUGGAGAUAGAUGUGGGAACACUCAAGACCGGGGCACAGUGGCUGCAGCAGCAGGUUUGUGCAGCAACAACCGGCCCUAGCACGUCGUCACGCGAGAGCAUUACCAAAUUUGAUGGCCUCCCGAUCUUCUGUGACGCAUCGAAGACGGACCCUAUACAGUGGUGGCACCAGUUCGAACUCAAGCUGGGCAUCCACAAGGUCGGCGACAACAAUCGACACGCAUACUUGUACUCACGGUCAGGAGGCGUGUGUCAAGCAUGGCUGGACAACAUGUUGUCCGCACACGCAUGCACAGUCUUCGAGUUGCAUAACUUCAUUACCUGGACCAAUCUCACAGCGACAUGGCAGAAGCGUUUCCAAGUGGAACCGCCCGAGCAUCAGGCGAUGGACAAGCUGUCGACAUUCUCUCAGAACAGCAUGCCAAGCGGAGAAUGUAUAUCCGAGUUCCAACGUUUGGCGAGCACGCUGAAACUGCCGAUGACCUUCGACAACAUCAAGCUCUACUUCAUCAAGAGGUCGUGCCCGACAUUGCAAAAUGUGUUGACUCAAGUCGUCGAGAACCUCAACACAAGUGAGGAACUCUUCAACAAUGUCGUGCAGAUCAUUUUGACGAACAUGGAAGCCAAGAAUAUUGGUCGUUCGUCAACUGCCGGCCAGGGCGCGUAUCAACAUCAGACGAAAGUGGUCGUGGUCGCGGCGACAAUGCUGAGCGAUCCCUCAACUUCAAACGAGGCUGCCUCUUCUGACGAGGGAGACAGAUUAACAGCUGUCCGGAAUGGUGGCCACCCCGUCAAAGGACGAGGUAGCGGAAAAAUGACGACAAACACCACUUCUUCCGGGCCCGAACAAGCAGCUCCAGCUCAAGAACCUUGGACACAUUAUGGUCUUACGGAGCGUGGGUAUCAUGUCCGCACCAAGUACCGCUAUUGUUUGUGGUGCAACAGCUCAGCGCAUGAUACCGCGAGCUGCACAACCAAGGGCACUUCCCAGUCGGGAAAGUGAGCACCGCCGAGAGUGAUGCGACGACACUCU
Molecule: messenger RNA, 1545 nt
Organism: Chara braunii
Lineage: Eukaryota; Viridiplantae; Streptophyta; Charophyceae; Charales; Characeae
Source: the annotation of a GenBank genome assembly